Molecule: messenger RNA, 2923 nt
Organism: Leptopilina heterotoma
Lineage: Eukaryota; Metazoa; Arthropoda; Insecta; Hymenoptera; Figitidae
Gene: Kif19A
Product: kinesin-like protein KIF19
Exons: 13
Coding region: 389-2566 (725 amino acids)
Biological process (GO): microtubule-based movement
Molecular function (GO): ATP binding; microtubule motor activity; microtubule binding
Source: RefSeq, a predicted model, not a curated record
UUGAAAUGUGUGCGUGAAAAUUUGCAAUUUCUUUUCUUUUAAAAAUGCAUUUAUAAAUUAUAAUAAAGGAACGUUUUUAUCGAAGAAGACUUUUCGUAGCGAUUAAAGUAAUAAAUUACAGUGCAGUUGUGUUAUUUGAAAAUGUUAAGAACAGUAAAGAAAAUGUAUAGUGUGAAUUAUAGAGAGAUGAUGAUGAUUAUAAUAGAUAAAGCGUAUUAUAUACCUACUGAUAGUGAAAUAAAUUCAAUAUCAUGUUAAUAAUUUUCAAUGUCAAGAGCAACUGAAAAUCAAUGACAUGAUUGUAAAAAGGUUCAAUGAACAAAAUCCGGGAUUGAAAUUGAAGCGAUAAAAAUUAAUUUUUGAAGAUUUUCAUCAAAUUUGCAAGAAGAUGACGCAGUGCAGUAGUAGUAGUGGCAGUAGCAGUAGCACUAGCACUAGCAGUAAUGGUCGUGAUUUUAAGGAUCAAUCGAUGCGGCCUAUUGAAGAAAAAUUAAUGGUUGCAGUUCGUAUUAAACCUCUCAGUCGAGCUGAAUCGGGAAGAUCUCUUCACGCCAUUAAUGAAAAGAUGGUGAUGAUAGAAGAUGUGGAUGUCGAGAAACAAAAGCGAUCUUUUCCUCGACAAUAUUUAUUCGACGUGGUUUUCGGAGAAGAUUCCACUCAGGAAGCGGUUUAUGAAGGAACAACAAGAUCUCUAGUUCAAAAUGUACUGCUCGGGUAUAAUGCGACAGUGUUUGCCUAUGGAGCGACUGGAGCAGGAAAAACUCACACAAUGGUUGGCAGUCCGUCGAAUCGUGGAAUCAUGGUUCGAGCCCUCAACGAUAUCUUCCUUGCAACUCGUCGGCUUCCUGAAAAUGUUGAACAUUCGGUAACAAUGUCCUAUAUGGAAAUUUAUAAUGAGAAUAUUCGAGACCUGUUGAAUCCUUCCUCGGGUUACUUGGAAUUGCGUGAUGAGUCUCGAGGUCGCUACAGUCAAGUAGCAGGUCUCACGGAAGUAUCCACAACUUCCACAGACGAGGUGAUGCAACUUUUACACAAAGGGAACAGAGCGCGAACGGUGGAACCAACAGCGGCAAAUGAAACUUCUUCUAGGAGUCAUGCUCUUUUGAGUGUCAUCGUAAAACAGUCCGCAAAACCAGUUGACAGGGAUAGUCGACACAGGGUCCGAAUAACCCAGGGGAGACUUUUUAUGAUCGAUUUGGCCGGAUCCGAGCGGGCCAAACAAACAAAGAAUCAGGGCAAGAGACUUCAGGAAGGAGCUCACAUCAACAGAUCGCUCCUGGCCUUGGGAAAUUGUAUAAACGCAUUAUCCGGCGGAGCUCGAUAUGUCAAUUACCGGGACUCGAAACUUACAAGACUACUCAAAGAUGCUCUAAGUGGAAACUGUCGAACUGUAAUGAUUGCUCACGUCUCACCGGCAACAAUCCAUCGAGACGAAAGUCGAAACACUCUUAUCUACGCAGACCGCGCCAAUCGAAUUUCGAAUAAAGUCGAAAGAAAUGUGCUUGACGUUUCCUACCACGUUUCCCAAUAUCGAGACAUCAUUAGCGAUCUUAAAAACGAAAUUUCAAGACUGAGAACCAAGAUGACAGACGAUAGGCCAAGAUUCGAUGAAUUAAAGACAAACAAUCAGAGGGGAACGGAUUUCAAAACACUUCGAGAGAAAAUAGUAUCCGUUUUUAAGGAGCAAAUGAGACUGAGACGAAAGUUGAUGGAAAUGGACAGUCAUUUAUUGAGUUUAAAUAUUGCUGCUGAACAACAACAUCAGGUCAUAUCUCACUGGGAAUCGAGGAACAAUAAACUGUAUAAAGCCAACCGGGAAUCAACAUCCUCUCGCCCUGGAACUGUCUCACAAAUAGAAGAGGUCGAUGACGCAGAUUUCAUCGAGGAUGGUAAGGAGGAUGACAUGGCUGUGGAACAAGCUUGGGCGGAAUUAUCCGAAAUCAGCAGAGAAAGAGAAAGAUAUUCCGAAAUGCGAAUGGCCACUGAACGAGAGCUCGAAUCUUGCAGAAAACGCGGAGCAACUUUAGAGGAUGAAUUACCAUCGCGGAUUAAUUCCGAUGAAGAAAGAGAGUUGUUGGCUCUAAUGUUGAGGGUCCAUGAGCUUGAGGCUGAUAAAAUGAUGCUGCAGAGUGAAAGAUUAGUCAAGCAACACGAACUAAGGAGACGAGAGUUAAUGCUGCUUCGAUACGAUAGACAGCGGCAAAUUUCGGACGAAAUUAUUACACGUCAGAGACGAAUAAUGGAAGACGGUCAAUUGUCCCUUCCUCCUGAUCUUCAAAAUUUAUACGCCAUGUAUCAGCAAGAAAUACAUUCCGCAACUUAUACGGACAAUAUGUCAGAUUUAUCCGCCACUUUAGAAUAUGUUGGCAAACUACCUCCAAUUUCGAAUAGAUUUAGUUUCGACAAUUUUAAUUCCGAUUUAAGGGCGACCAGCAGAAUCAGACUGGGAACAAUCGCCACUUCCACCAAUUCAAGAACCACCGGAAAUAGAGAAAAUAAUGGGACCGAUUGUCCACCCAAUUUUGAGUCCUUCAGAAUUAUUUCCACCAAUUCCUCCUUCGAAUAAAAAAAGCCAGUAAAGAUAAAAGACUUCGACGCAUAGCUAGCGAUGAAAACCUGGUCUCGCCGAAAUAUGUCAAGGGCACAAUAAGAAGACAUAACAGUCGUAAAAUACCAAUCUAAGGCAUGAAAAAAAAUUGCAAACAAGAUAAAAAUGACUGAGCUGUUCUUUAACUAGUUGCACUGUGUGAUGAUCCUAAAAUUUUCUUUCAGUUUUUAUUUAAUUAAGGCUUCUGAAAAUAUUUAUCAAUUUCGGUUUUACGAAUACUUUAAUAUUCUUUAAAAUAAGAUCAAGCACACGUUUUGUACAUAGACUUCUUUUUGUUAUAAAUAAAUUAUUUCAGUUAAUUAAGCAAAUUGUGGU